AUGAGAUUUGUCCGGUAAUAUUGUAUAUAAAUCCUACUUUAAUUUACGUAUUCAAAGAUUAUUAAGUUUUUUUAAGAAAAACAUUUCUCUAUAAGCCUUGAAAUGAACCCUUAUUACUCUUACUAUCCCAAUACCUAAUAAAACAGUAAGCAUCUACAUAGACUAAAUUAGACUAUUGGCAAUAUUACUAAUAUUGUUAAGCCCCUUAUUGGUACUAGAUGAACACCCAGUAAUAGCAAAAUAUGUCAUAUCAAGUUGGAUGUUAAGGCAUCUCACAAAUCGAUUUAAAUUAGUCCAAUAAUCUCCAUCCUAAUUAGAUGAAUGACAUACAAAAUUAUGUCGAUAUGUAAAGUUUAGAGAGAAUGAAGACUUAAAAUAAUAUUGAAAAAACUGAUUUCAAAGAGGAUUUAGAUUCAAAGAAAAAAGUAAAAAAAUAAAGAGGUAUGUAAAUUCUUCUAGUAUUUAGGUCACUGGUCUAAUGAAGAACAUUAUAAGUUCUUGUAAUUUGUUAGGCUGCAUAGCGAUCUCUUUAAAACAACUGUCCAUAAAAAAUUGAAUCGUGUAUUUAAAAUGAUGGCUGAAGAAAUUUAAACUAGAAAUGCUUGUUAAUGUAGAUCUCAUUUCUCAAAAUUUAAUCCAUUUAUUGAAACAGUAAGAAAAUUUAAUAUAUUCUUAGAGCAUCCUAAGAAGAAAAUUGUGUAAUGAUGAACAAGUUUAUGAAAAAAUGUUUGAAAAUAAAAACAAACUUGAUGUGUAAUGAUAU
This is a messenger RNA of Paramecium sonneborni, 763 nucleotides long. The record is from the annotation of a GenBank genome assembly. NCBI's taxonomy places the organism in Eukaryota, Ciliophora, Oligohymenophorea, Peniculida, Parameciidae.